Molecule: messenger RNA, 1353 nt
Organism: Lycium barbarum (goji berry)
Lineage: Eukaryota; Viridiplantae; Streptophyta; Magnoliopsida; Solanales; Solanaceae
Product: ethylene-responsive transcription factor ERF011-like
Exons: 1
Coding region: 463-996 (177 amino acids)
Biological process (GO): regulation of DNA-templated transcription
Molecular function (GO): DNA-binding transcription factor activity; DNA binding
Source: RefSeq, a predicted model, not a curated record
AUAUAAAAUCAACGUGGAAUACCAUUGUACUCAAAUUGUCUCUCAAACCCAUAGUAACUUUCUUCCUCCUCCACCUUCCCCUUUCACGGGCAUUCCUCUAGAUUACAGAGAUACUUUUUCUUUCCAAUUUUGCAACUAAACCCAAAUAUAUAAGGAAAGAGCGUAUUUGAGCCGAAGAUAAACAGUCUUUUCAUUUUAUUAGGAGUAAGAUUUGCGUACAUCUUUACCCUCCUAGAUUUGCGUACAGUUUACCCUCCCUAGAUCUCACUUGAAAUUACACUGAGUUUUUUGUUGUUGUUGUUGUAUAUAAGAAAGAGAUUCUUAAGUCGAGGUCUACUCUGUCUUUUCAAAAUAAAGAUAAGGUCUGCGUAUCCUCUACCUUCUCAAAUCUCACUUGUAGGAUUACACUGAGUUUGUUGUUGUUAUCAUCGUAUAUAAGGAAAGAGAGCAUAGAGAGGAAAAAUGGAGGUUGAUGGCGCCGGAGGCGGCGGUGCUAGGGUGGUUGGAGGUGGAGGAGGUUGUUGCUCCGGGAAGAGAAAAAGCAUUUAUAAAGGAAUAAGGAUGAGGAAGUGGGGAAAGUGGGUUGCUGAAAUUAGAGAGCCCAACAAACGGUCCAGGAUAUGGUUGGGCUCAUAUUCAACGCCUGUGGCAGCGGCACGGGCUUACGAUACUGCUGUUUACUAUCUUCGCGGGCCCUCAGCCCGGUUAAAUUUCCCUGAGUUGUUAGUCGGUGAUGGCGGGCUCAGUGAUUUGUCUGCUGAUUCAAUUCGUAAGAAGGCAGUAGAAGUUGGUGCCAGAGUCGACGCUACCCAAAGCUCACUGGCUAGUCAUGACCACAGCCACAGCCACAGCCAUGAUCAGCAACGGCUACGUGAAUCUAGGAACCAUCUUUGUGAAAGUGAAAACCCAGCCCGGUUAAAGCCAUGUUGGUUUCAGGAAAAGCCCGAUUUGAACUUGAAACCCGAGCCUGAAGACCCAGAACUCGAUUACUGGUGAGUUUUGGUGAUGGUGGGCUCAUUCAAUUCGUAAGAAGGCUGUGGAAGAUGGUGCUAGAGUUGACGCUAUCCAAAACUUACUGGUCAUUCACGAACACGGCGACAGCCAUAACCAACAAAGGCGACAAAGCCCAGCCCGAUUAAAGCCAUAGUUGGUUUCAGGAGAAGCCCGAGCCCGAGGACCCAGAACUCGAUUACUGGUGAGUUGCUGAGAAGUAAGAACACAAGCCGCCUGUAAUCUCCAAAUUCCAAAACGUGGCAGCUUAGGACUGUUUUAUUCUCUGAGUUAUCAUCUCCUCUUUUUCAUUGUAAAAAUUGUCGAGCCUAAUCUGAAUACAACAGCACUGAUGUUUUAACA